CGGAAGAGGCGGCUCCAGGAAGCGGCGGGCGCUGCUGAGUUCUGCUGGAUGGCGGCAGCUGGCGGGGCCCGACCCCGGGUGCUGGUGGUGGGCGCGGGGCUGGCGGGGCUCGGCGCUGCGCAGCGGCUCUCCAGCUCCCGAGCCUUCCCCCACCUGCGCCUGCUGGAGUCCACGGGCCGGGCCGGGGGCCGCGUCUGCUCCCAGCGAUUCGGUACCCGCCGGGCCCCGCGGGGAGCUGGGCCCCGACCCACCUGGCGGCUGUGCCGGGGUGUGGCUUCCUGGGGCAGGGCACUGGCGAGCUGGGCCAGACGCGGGGACAGCAGGCUGGUGUGGCAGGCUCUGGGACAGCGCCCCUCUGCGUCCAGCUGCCUCUUGCUCUGCGGCCCAGCAUGUGUCAGUGGGUGGGGGGAUUCCCCCGGGGCUCUUUGACACAGAAACCUGGCUCUGCCUUUGAGUGGCCUGUGGGUGAAUGAUCCCCUCCUGGAAACGUGCACCCUGAUCAUGACUAGGAGUGAAGUGGUGGAGAUGGGCGCACACUGGAUCCAUGGACCCUCCAAGGAGAACCCUGUCUUCAAGCUGGCGUCUGACUACGGGCUGCUGGACGAGGAAGCCAUGUCCGAAGAGAACCAGCAGAUUGAGGUGGGGGGCCACCCCUUCCUGCCCACGGUUUUCUACUCCAACGCAGGACGAGUCCUGAACCCAGAGCUGGGGGAGGGGGUGAGGAACCUGUUCUCCACCCUGCUGGACCAGACGUGUGAGUUCCUGCACAUGCUGCAGGUCUCCGUGCCCAGUGUGGGCGAGUAUCUGCGGAAGGAGAUCACUGAGCAGGUGAAGGAGUGGACGGACGAUGACGAAACCAAGUGGCUGAAGCUGGCCAUCCUCAACACGUACUUCAAGCUGGAGUGCUGCGUGUGUGGGACCCACAGCAUGGAUCACGUGGCGCUGGGGCCCUUUGGGGAGUAUGCCAUGCUCCCCGGCCUGGACUGCACCUUCCCUGGCGGCUAUGGAGGCCUGCCAGACUGCUUGCUGACCUCGCUGCCCAAGGAGAGCGUGGUGUUCCACAAGCCAGUGACGGCAGUUCGCUGGGGUGGCUCCUACCGGGAGGAGAGCCAAGAGGGGCGGACGUUCCCAGUCCAGGUGGAGUGCGAGGACGGCGAGAGGUUCCUGGCAGACCACGUCAUCGUCACAGUGCCUCUAGGGUUCCUUAAAGAGCAUCAUGAGACCUUUAUCGACCCUCCGCUGCCGCCCCAGAAAGCAGACGCCAUUAGACGGCUGGGCUUCGGGACGAACAACAAGAUCUUCCUGGAGUUUGAGCAGCCGUUCUGGCCACCGGACUGCCAGCUGAUCAAGGUUGUCUGGGAGGACGAGUCUCCUCUGGUAGAGGCUGGGACUGACCUGCAGGCCUGCUGGUUCAGAAAACUUACCUGCUUCUUAGUCCUCCAGCCACCGGAACGGUAUGGGCACGUCCUCUGUGGCUUUAUUCCUGGGAAGGAAUCUGAGUACAUGGAGACCCUCAGUGACGCUGAAGUUCUUACGGCCUUAACAGAUGUAAUCCGUAGACUAGCAGGCCCCCUUGCCGGGUGUUCAGCUGCUGUGUUUGUGGUUCAGGGAACCCUCACCUCGCCCCGCCGAAGAAGGUGCUGCGAUCUCAGUGGCACAGCGCUCCCUACACCAGAGGCUCCUACAGUUAUGUGGCCGUCGGCAGUUCAGGAGACGACAUUGACGCGCUGGCUCAACCCCUUCCCGAGGAUGCAGCUGACCCCUGGCCGCUGCAGGUUCUCUUUGCCGGAGAAGCCACGCACCGGACUUUCUACUCCACCACGCAUGGGGCCCUUCUGUCGGGCUGGCGGGAGGCCGACCGUCUGCUCAGCCUGUAUGACACGUCUGAAUCCCACCAGCACAAGCCUCAGCUCUGAUGCCGCUGCCGGGAUGCGGAGGUCUCUGGUUUCCAGCUCAUUCCUCAACCUCCAAUUCCUUCUGUCCCCUGCCGUUGCCAAGGGAAAGGGGUUAGUUUGUGUCUAGCUGGCGUGCCCGCUCUUUGUGGCUUGUCUCUCUGAUCUCCCUGCAAUCAGACUAAAGGCUGGGUGGCUGUAGGCUUGAACCCAGGGCAGGGGGCUGCAGCACCGCCACGGACGAGAGUGACUAGGGAAUUGAAAUGCCACCUAACUAUGCAAUGGAGUGCUGUCAGCAGAAACAAGUAAAUCUCUAUCGUUAGGGC
Messenger RNA from Chelonia mydas (Green sea turtle), 2218 nucleotides. It is a transcript of the gene PAOX, whose product is annotated as polyamine oxidase. Gene Ontology annotation, molecular function: polyamine oxidase activity. The record is from RefSeq and is a predicted model, not a curated record. The transcript has 7 exons. NCBI's taxonomy places the organism in Eukaryota, Metazoa, Chordata, Testudines, Cheloniidae. Bases 502 to 2022 code for a protein of 506 amino acids.